Molecule: messenger RNA, 1566 nt
Organism: Myxozyma melibiosi
Lineage: Eukaryota; Fungi; Ascomycota; Lipomycetes; Lipomycetales; Lipomycetaceae
Exons: 2
Coding region: 1-1566 (521 amino acids)
Cellular component (GO): membrane
Source: RefSeq, a predicted model, not a curated record
AUGACAACCUCCGAGCUCGAGAACCAGGCAACAGAGCUCUCGCGACAACUAUCGAGCUCCGAAGUCGAGUCACUAGCAAGCGAGCUCUUCGACGACGCGCUGGUACCUACACAUACUUCCAGCUGGCCGCCACAGUCGGACGCGCACCGACUUGACGAGGAGGAGGAAGAUCGGGAGAACGAGCGAGAGGCGCAGAAUAGCGGCACGUCCGCGACCGAGACUGAGAAUUCGGGUUUAUCUGAAAAGCCGGAGCAGAGUAGUAAUAUGCCACACGCGGGAGGACCGCCCGCGAAGCAUGGAUUGUUUAGUCCAAAGCUGAGGGAGAAGCGUCUUGCUGUGGUCAAAAAGAUUGGAAUUUCUAUUCUUUUGAUGGGAACUUUGAUGCUGACGCUUUUCUCAAUCUACUGGGGCUCUUUCUAUAAACGACUCUCCUACCUAGACCGCGUGCACCUAUGGAUCGUCAACAACGACGACGGCGACCUCGUCGGCUCUUCAUUCACCACCAUCGCGCACUCCUUCGCGACAGCAAAGAAAACCGUGAACGUCGAGACAGUCGACAGCCUGACCUACGACGAGAUCAUCAAGCUCGUGCAGGACGAACACACAUGGGGCGUGUUCUACAUCCCCGCCAACUCCACCAGCGCGCUCGAGACCGCGCUCGCGAGCCCGUCAGCGUCUGAAGCUGCGGCGUACUCGGGCGCAGACUCGGUGCGGUUUAUGUACUCGCAGGCGCGCGACCAGCUCGCGAUGGGAUACAUCGUGACCUGGGUGAACGAGCUCGAGCGGAACUACACGGCCGAGUUUGCGAUGCAAGUGCUUUCGCUGACGACGUCGUCGUCGUCGUCAAAGUAUGAUCUGUCGACGAUCGUGAGCGACGCGCCGCAUUUGAUUACGCGGCCGAGCUCGAUCGAGCUCGAGAACUUGUUCCCGUUUGAUAAUCCGACGGCGACGGCGACGACGCAGGUCGGUCUUAUCUUCAUCGUCAUCACGUCUUUCUUCCAAUUCAACUUCUUCGCGCCGAUCCACGCGCUGAUCUCGCCCGAGCUCAAACGCUCACACCUGAUCUUCUACCGCUACCUCUCGUCCUGGGUGGCCUACUUCUUCCUCUCGCUCUUCUACUCGCUCGUGUCGCUCGCGUUCCAGAUGGACUUUACGCGCACGUUCGGCCGCGCGGGCUUCGUCAUCUUCUGGAUGACAAACUACCUCGGCAUGCUCUCCGUCGGCAUCUUCCUCGAAAACCUCGCGCUGAUCUGCAUCUCGACCUUCCCGCCCAUCCUCGGCUUCGGCCUCAUCUGCACCGUCAUCUCAAACAUCUCGCCCGCGUUCUACUCGAUCCCGCUCCAGCACCGGUUCUACAGAUACGGCUACGCGCUGCCGAUCAAGAACCUUGCCGACGCGACCCGGACAAUCAUGUUCGACACGCAUAAUACGAUGGGGAGGAACUACGGCGUGCUGGUGGCGUGGAUCGCGAUCGAUAUGAUUAUGCUGCCGUUUUCGCUGAAUUUCUUUGGAAAGACAAUGAUGAAGCGCAAGAUGGCGGAGAUGAAGGCGCAGGCUAAGAAGUAA